AUGUGGGUACCAUGGGUGAAGAGAUCUCCAGCGCACCACCACACCAAAUCAUCCUCCACCAACACCUUCUCAUUCGACGACCACCCUCCGCCGUCACCGAUGAACCAACACUCUCCAUCGUUAAAAGACAUUGAAACGCUAUUCAACCACCACCCUCCUCUCACCCCUGUUCACAAACACUCUCUUUCCUCCAUCCCUUUCGCCGCCGUGCCCCAAAGCCCGGUCCAUCACUCUGUCUCCCUCAAGGACAUUCAUUCUCUCCUCUCCGACAACCCGGCCCAAACCCAACCCCGAAAGCCCUCCGUCUUCCACCGAGUCAAAACAUGGGCCCACCGUCAGUCUCAGCAUUCCCAACCACCUCCACCGCCUGACUCCCAAAACAGAGUCGUAGUCUACUUCACCAGCCUCCACGCGGUGAGAAGAACAUACGAGGAUUGCAGAACCGUCAGAUUAAUUCUCAAAGGGUAUCGGGUAAAAAUGGACGAACGUGAUUUAUCAAUGGACAGGAGUUACAUCGAGGAGCUACAGAGGAUCACACCACCUUCAAAUGGGAAAAGAUCAAGUGUGCCGCGGGUGUACGUGAACGGGAAAUGCUUAGGAGGGGUAGAGGAGAUCCGACGGUUGCACGAGAAUGGAGAAUUGAAGAGGAUGAUCCAAGGGCUGGGAAUGGAUGAAGGAGAAGAGGGAAUUUGUAGGGUGUGUGGCGGGUACAGGUACGUAGUGUGUGAAUGGUGUGAUGGAAGUCAUCGGAGGUAUGUGGAGGGGAAAUCUGGGUUUAAGAAUUGUAAUAUGUGUAAUGUCAACGGUUUGAUUCUUUGUGGGUUUUGUACUUCUGUGGGUUACUGA
Molecule: messenger RNA, 846 nt
Organism: Spinacia oleracea (spinach)
Lineage: Eukaryota; Viridiplantae; Streptophyta; Magnoliopsida; Caryophyllales; Amaranthaceae
Exons: 1
Coding region: 1-846 (281 amino acids)
Source: RefSeq, a predicted model, not a curated record